Molecule: messenger RNA, 369 nt
Organism: Dibothriocephalus latus
Lineage: Eukaryota; Metazoa; Platyhelminthes; Cestoda; Diphyllobothriidea; Diphyllobothriidae
Source: the annotation of a GenBank genome assembly
GAGGAUCAGCAGUCUCGUUGGAGGGAUACACUCAAGUGGUUGGUGGUCAAGCAGGCUGGCAACGGGCAGCGACAACAUCUGUGGCAGAACUCUCGUCCCAAACGAAGUUACCCCUCGAAAUUGCCCAUGUUGAUGGACGAGGGCAUUCAACGCUUUCGGGAGCGCUCACUGAAGCGGUACAAAAACAUGCUUGUGUACUUGGAGAGCUCGCCCGACUAUUGUAAUGCUGAUCCCGGCAUCGUAGGUGUCUACGCCGACAAACAGUUUGAACGAGUGUUCCUUAUCGAAUUUGAAUGGUUGUGGCUUCAGAUUUUCUCCACCAGUUUAGGAGCGAAAGAGGCGAUCGACUAUGGUUUCACCUCUGUUUAG